AUGAGCACUUAUUCUCCCCUCGAUCGUUCGGACGCUGUGAACACGGCCACAUAUGACUACCAUGGGAUGCCGAGUGCUGUCAGCGGGCACAUGAAUGACCCUCGGUCUGCCGGUCCAUCCACUGGCGGGGCUGCUGGGCUCUUCUGGCAGAAUGGGGCGCCUAUCUUGCGUUUCGAGGAUGCUGUGGUGGAGACAGUUGUUACUCACACAACUCGCACAACCACUUCUUUCGCGCCUGUUCCUCUGCCUCGUAUACCUCACACGCAGAAGAUCUCUUUGCCUAAACACUUGCCAGCCGAAGAAUAUCCAUUGGCCAAUGAACCAGCUCCGAUAGACAUGCGAGCUUUUGCCAUCAAUCUUGGUGACAGUCGAGUGAUGGUACAGGAGGACGGCUCUUUCAGUCCCGAAUCUGAAGCCGACAAUGUGAUGCAGGGUCCUGGGUGGAAACGGACCAUUUUCUCCGGCGCAGAACCCGUUGGCGGAGCAGAACGUCUCAACAUGGCUCAAGCUGUCGCCCGAGUAUCCAGCAAAGAUCCACGGAAGCGAUCACAUCAUAGUCACAUAAUGGCCGCCACGCCGAACCCCAUCAGGCCUUCUGAGAACCCGUCUCCGCCCAGUACGACCGAAGGCGUUCACACUGUCUCUCAUCGCAGUAGUCCUCCAAGGAAGAAGAUCCGCGGAUUACCCGAGCUGCACAUCGCCAACGACAAUCGAGGUGCUCUUCUCUCGCCAUUGCCCUCCCCUGAUCGUGAUGACGCAUCGCCGUCCUCUGCCCCCACUACGCAACCUACCCCUCAGAUAGGCUCAGGAAUGGAGCUCGCAGCUCUCUUCUCGCUGCCUUCACUCGUUGGGCACUUUGAGAAUCUCCCAGACAAACUGCAGCAGCAAGUCCUGAUGCACCUGCUUCGACGGUCCAGGAUGCCAACCAUUCAACGUCUAUACAACUUCGCCGGCACCGCUCUCAAACGCGACUUCAUCUCCUUUCUGCCGCAUGAGGUGGCUGUGCAAAUUCUCAAAAAGGUCGACACCACAACGCUUGCCGCCGCGACACGAGUCUCGAAGAAGUGGAAACACUUGAUCGACUCCGAACGUUGCAUCUGGCAGCAACGAUUGAUCGACGACGACCUGUACUAUGGGCUUGGCGUAGAGGAAGAAGAAGAAGAUCUCAUUCGGAGACGAUAUGAAGUCCUCGAUUGGAAAGCCGCCGUACCCGCUCGCAGAUCCAGCACGCCGGCUGACGACGAUCCGACCCUCGAGCGGCCGCUCGCUCUGAAGCACGUACAUCGUCGACGAUUUACGUCAAACAGGAGCUGGCUCAACGAUCAACCGGAGCACACUGCUUUCCCGGGUCAUGGAACCAAUGUCAUCACGUCCUCGGACGAUCACUCCAUCAAUGUCUACAGCACGGUUACAGGUCAGCUACGUCGCAGUCUGAGCGGCCACACGGGUGGAGUCUGGGCCCUACACGGUAGCACCGAUCGAACGCGCCUCGAGGCGGCGCACGUCUUCGACGGUCACACGUCGACUCCUGUGCUUGACCCGGCCACUGGCGAAUAUCAACCUCCUUAUCCGACUCUUACGCUUCGACCUCCUGUGUACAAUGAUGAAGAUGACAAUGAAGCUGUGCGACCCGAGAAUAAUCCAUUCCACAUCCACUGCCUCCACGGUCAUACUGGCGCUGUCCGAGCACUUGCUGCCUAUGGCAGAACUUGUGUGACGGGCUCCUACGACAUGACUGUCAGAGUCUGGGAUAUUGUCACAGGACAAUGCAAGCAUGUCUUGACAGGUCACGAGCAGAAAGUCUACAGCAUUGUGUACGACCGAUACCGCAACCGAUGUGCUUCUGGCUCGAUGGACAACACUGUCAAGGUGUGGGACGUGGUCACAGGAGAAUGCUUGCAGACACUAUCCGGGCAUACAUCGCUGGUCGGUCUCCUUGGUGCUUCACCCAACUACCUGGUCUCUGCGGCUGCAGAUGGAUGUCUCCGGGUCUGGGAUCAAAACAAUGGCGAUCUGAAACACAUUCUGGCCUCACAUACCGGAGCGAUCACAUGCUUCCAACAUGACGAGACGAAAGUGAUAUCUGGCUCCGAUGGUGCGCUGAAAUUGUGGGAUAUCCGCACUGGCGCCUACAUCAGGGAUUUGGUGGUCGGAAUUACCUCGGUCUGGCAGGUAUCUUACCAUGAUAAUAUUCUUGUAGCCGCGUCCAAUCGCGGCGGCUCUACAGUCUUUGACAUUUUCGAUUUCGGCUCAGAGUGCCAUACCCACCCGGUGGAUGACGAUCGUCUCGACUCGCUUCGGAGGCCGCCGUGGGAACCGGCCAAUCCCAUGGAGCCUCGGGCAUACCAGAUUGACGAUAUCGAUGGCGUCGAACUGACCUCACCACGAGAUCUGGGCGGCGUCAAUCCGAUCACAUCGCCUCGCGGCAUCAAUGCACUCAUGGCUUAUGCUCGAACAGUUUCCAAGGGGAGAAUGAAUCGGCUGGCCCAGCGGCAAAUCUCUCGGUGUUUCCCUCUACCUCUGGGAGGUCCAGGCGAUCUACACGUCUCGCCAAUCGAUCUACGAGGCACCUCUGCCCGUCAUGAACUUCACCGUACUGUUUCGCCGUCGCCUGCUGGACCUUCGAAUUAUCACAUGUUGGCCAGCGGAAGCGGAUCCCGAAGCGCCACGAUGAUGACCCGGGAGAGCUUUGCACCCAUCUUUGAUGAUGAUCGAGGAGAUGAAGUCAUGGAGGAGGACGUCAAGGAUGAGCCGAUGUGA
Messenger RNA from Kockovaella imperatae, 2760 nucleotides. RefSeq lists its product as hypothetical. The coding region runs from base 1 to 2760 and encodes 919 amino acids. Gene Ontology annotation, molecular function: protein binding. The record is from RefSeq and is a predicted model, not a curated record. The transcript is spliced from 12 exons. Lineage: Eukaryota; Fungi; Basidiomycota; Tremellomycetes; Tremellales; Cuniculitremaceae.